AUGGGCGGCAGCGCGGCUGGGUCGCUGCAUUCCUGCAUCGCGCUCCUGGGCAUCGCCGCAGGGUCUCUCCUGCUGGCUGUGCACUUCUACAGCUCCCCCCGAGCUGCCCCCCUGAUCCCCAGCACGGCCCUGGGGGUGCUGCUGCUGCUCCUCUCGGCUCUCCUGGCCUAUGCAGGUGCUGAUGAUGGUGGGAUCCGGAGGAACCUCGGGAAUGGCUCCCUGCUGGUGCCCCUGUGCCUGACCCUGUCGUCCUUCUGGAGUGCCUAUGGAGUGAUUCUGAUGCUGGCAGGGCAGGGGGUGCUGCCCACGCCAGGGGAUGCCCGUGACGCCCUGGUGCCAGGCUUGGCCACCUUCACCCUGGCCCUGCUGCUGCUGGCCACGGUGGGCUUCCUCUGUGGAGAGCCCCUCCUGGCCCUGGUGGCUACUGCCCUGUCCCUGGCCAGUGGCCACGAGGUUGCCCUGCACUACAGCUCCUCGCUGGGCCCCUCGGCCGUGGCUUGUAGCCACCUCCUUGUCUGCUUGCUCGGGGGCUACUUUGCUCUGGGGAGGAUCCUCGGCUUCCUGACCAAAGGGAGAGUCGCCCUCCCCGGCACGCAGAAGAAAGCCCAGGAGCGGGGCUGGGCCAGCACCGGCCACCCCUUUGUAGCCCCUGGGCUGCUCCUGAACGCGCUGUCGGCCAGUGUGUUCUGCUGCAGGCUCCUGGGGGUCACCCACAGCCUCUCCCUGGGCCACGUGCCCUGGCUGUGGGCGGCUGCCACCCACCAGCUUGGCACCUGUGUGCUGUGCUACCGAGCCAUGGACGCGCUCAUGGCCACGGCCUUCGGCUUCACCUCCAUCCUCAAAUUCGCCGGGGGCUACAGCCUGCUGCACCCCACCUGGCAGCCAGAGGAGCCAGCCCUCCCCACCCCGCUCCUGCUGGUCUUCUCCAUUCUUUUCGCCGUCCUGGCUCUUUUUCUCUCCCUCCAGAGCCCCGUGGAUGGGCUCUACUUGCUGCUUUUUGUCACCUACUGCAUCGCCUUGGCUUGCAGCCCCAGGGGUUUUUUUGGGGGUGGCCCCCAAGGUGUGGCUGUGGCCAUUUUCGUGGCCUCGGCCCUGGUGGCUCUGAUUCACCUGUACAACGUGAGGGCAAAGGCCAAGAUCCCGACAGGCAAGGGGGCAGUGAGGGCUCUCCUUGCUCGCAGCAGCCUCCUGAAGCUCCGGGAGGGGCCCGACCUCCACGCCCCUUACCUGGGCUACUCCAGGUAUGCCGAUGCAGAAAUCCUCACCUACGCCUGCAGCGUCCUGGCUUCUUUUGCUCUGACAGCCACGGGAGACCCCCAGGCUCCCCUGGCCACCGUGGUCAUCCCGUGGCUGGUGGUGGCUGGUGGCAUCCUGAAGCUUCUCGGCGGCUCGGUGGCUUUUGCCCGGGGUAAAACCCUGGAGAGCAGCGCCUUCAUCCUCUACGCUGUCAUGUGGAUCAUCUGGGGGCUGGCACGGUUUGCUGGCCUCCAUGGCACUUCCAGAAGCUUCCACGCAGCCGUGGGCAUCGUUGCCUUCAUGCUCUUCAACAGCUUCGUGGUUUUCUGCUCGCUCUUCCUCAGCACAGCCUGGUUCUUCUACUCCCUCACCUUCAUGCUGGUGGCUGGCAGCUUCCUGCUGGAUGCCAUCCACGCCCUUCCUGCUGGAUAUGACAUUGCUGCCAGCCUCAUCUUCGGGCUGGUGAGCUUUUACUGCUUCCUGGCCGCCCUGGCCAGCAGCACCUUGGAGGGUUUUUGUUUGCCCAUGGGGAAACCCGUGGUGCAGCUCAGCGGGGUCGGGGCAGGAGCCACCAAGUGCCCUCACCUGCCCGCCAGGAAAGCGUCCUCAGUCAAGAGAAUUGCAGAUAUCCUGAGGAAUGGUGGCACCUGUGGCAUCCCCACCGACACCGUGUACGUGCUGGUGGCUGCCUGCAGCCGGCCUGACGCCGUGGAGAAAGCUCACAGGUCCAAGCGCCAGGCUCAGGAUCGCCCCAUGUCCCUGUGGAUUUCCAGCCUAAAGCAGCUGGAACCCGCCAAGCAUUUGUUCACUCCCCUCCUCUGGGACUUCAUGGAGGCUGCCUGGCCAUCCCCCAUUAGCUUGGUCAUUCCCAGAGGUGAGUGGGUGGAUUUCCUGGGAAUGAAGGACUCUGCCAAGUACGUCGGGACCCCCCAGAGCGUGGCCAUCCGCAUCCCCGACUGCUCUGUCACCACGCACCUCAUCGACCUGGUUGGCCCCAUUGUGGUCACAUCAGCCAACCCAACAGGUGAGGCUGACACCACCCACCACAACCAGGUGUACGCCAAGCUGGGAGACAAGGUGGAUGCAGUUCUUUGUGGAGGGCCUUCUCCAGAGAACGUUGCCUCCACCGUGGUGGACUGCACCAAGAUCGACAGCGGCAACAUCGGAUUCUUCCGCGUCGGCAUCAUCCCCAAGUCUCAGGUGCUGCAGAUCCUGGAGCAGGUGCAGAAGAAACACCUGGUGGUGCCCACCAGUGCCACUUGUCCCACGAAAGGCUGGGAAGAGCUCCAGGCUCGUGGCCAGGCCGUGCACAACGGGGUGGGCAGAGCUGCCCUGGGCGAGCUGGAUCCUGAUUCCGAGCAUCACACCCGGUUCUGAGUCCCACUGUGACAUCGUCUGCUGGAAAAAAAACAAACGUGGAGAAUGUGGAAAAAGCCAUUUGGGCCAAAUUGGGGAAUGGGAGAGGCUGCCCAGCUGCAGGGGUGACUCAUUUGUCUUUCUAUGGACACUGCU
This is a messenger RNA of Sturnus vulgaris (Common starling), 2748 nucleotides long. The record is from RefSeq and is a predicted model, not a curated record. NCBI's taxonomy places the organism in Eukaryota, Metazoa, Chordata, Aves, Passeriformes, Sturnidae.